AUGUCAACUAUUGUCGAACAGAGUAACCCCCCUGCUACCCCGCGGUAUAUCCUUCGGGGUCACGCAUCUGCUAUCCACGCUCUUCAUUUCUUUGCCGGCAAUACUCGCCUCAUCUCAGCGGACGCUGAGGGGUGGAUCGUAGUUUGGGAUGUAACCACCAAACGCCCGCGGGCGGUAUGGAAAGCCCACGAGGGAGCGGUCUUGGAGGUCAAGGGAUAUAUGUGUUCAGGGCAGGGAAUGGAAAUAUUUACUCACGGUAGAGAUCAUAAGCUUCGGGUGUGGCGAAUCAAAUCCUCAGCGGACGAGUUGUUACUCAAUCGUAUUUUGCCAGUCGAAAGGAACCAAGUUAACGAUUCUUCACGCCGAGAAGUGUUGCCUGCAGAGCCCUGGCUUGUGCAUUCGCUGCCAGUUAACGCACUUAACUUCUGCGCUUUCUCCCUUUGCUAUUUUCGGGAGGCGGUAGCUGCACGAGCACCUGAGGUUGACCCAGGCGAUUCCUCGCGUAGUGAAAGUGUUGAAAAUGCUCUAUCUGUGUAUUUUGCCGUCCCAAAUGCACUUAACUCUGGCGCUAUUGAUAUUUUCCAUCUUCCUUCGGAGAAACGUGUAUCCACUAUCGCGGCAGACACUUCAAUUCAAACAGGUAUGGUAAUGGCUGUCAAUAUAUUGCUUACUACUCAAAACCAGCUUUACGUGCUAUCGGGCUACGAAGAUGGCCAAGUCAUGGUUCACAUCCGAAGGUCUAUCACGGAUAUGUCCACAUUGUGGAAAUGGGAAAGGAUUUAUGUGUCUCGACCUCACAGUCAGCCAGUUCUAUCAUUGGACAGUGUAAAUUUUGCAGCCGACAAGUCGUUUUUCUUGACCUCCUCCGCCGAUUCCCUUAUUGUGAAGCAUCCCAUUUCUUCCGUCGACUCCUUAGGCCCAACAGCAGCGGUGGUGGAGACAACUCCAUUAAAAGUUCUCAACACCAAACAUUCCGGACAACAGGGACUUCGCGUACGAGAAGAUCAAAAGAUUUUUGCAACUGCUGGCUGGGAUUCUCGCAUACGUGUUUAUUCAUGCAAGACUAUGAAAGAGCUCGCCGUGUUAAAGUGGCAUAAGGAAGGAUGUUAUGCUGUUGCUUUUGCUGAAGUACUGUCCUCUCUGUCCAAUUUCUACGCAUCAAACGAAUCGAACACAGCGCAUAAUGCUAGCGCGGAUACCCAGGUUGCUCUCUCAAAUGAGUCUCCUCUUCAGAUUAUACAAAGCCAGAGAAGUCAAAAAGCACAACAGAUGCAUUGGCUAGCAGCGGGCUCCAAAGACGGGAAAAUCUCGUUAUGGGAUAUCUACUGA
Molecule: messenger RNA, 1329 nt
Organism: Talaromyces proteolyticus
Lineage: Eukaryota; Fungi; Ascomycota; Eurotiomycetes; Eurotiales; Trichocomaceae
Product: WD repeat protein
Exons: 2
Coding region: 1-1329 (442 amino acids)
Molecular function (GO): protein binding
Source: RefSeq, a predicted model, not a curated record